AAUACAUCAUUUACUAUCACUCGGCGACCGCACUUUCACUCUACCCUUUGACCCUCUCCGCGUUCUGUCCUCGCCGGAAAACGCCUUCGCCUGUUUCUCCGCCGCGCUCGCCGGCGUCGUCGACCGGGUAGACGCGGCGGCGUUCGCCGCCCAGAUGGUCCGGUUCGCCCUCGAGAACGUCACCGUCAGAGAGGUUGCGUCCGGUUCGGGAUAUCCCUGUCGGCGGUCUUGGAGACGGUCUACGUCAUGGAGCCGGAGGCGCGGCCGACGGCGCCGCUUCCGCCGCCGGCGACUCGGGCGGCCGUGGAUGCGCUGGAUGAGUGGCUCAUGGACCACAAGUUUCGGGCGUUUGAGAGCAGCUGGGGACCCGCCGCCGUCGGGCCUGGGUUGUCGGAAGAUGAGGUCGCCGCGCUGGAGAAACAGAGGUUCGCCGGAGAGGCGGAGGAGGAGGCGCCGUCGUGUGCGGUGUGCCUGGAGGAGUACACGGAGGGUGACGUCAUCACUCCCCUGUCGUCUUCCUGUUCGCAUAAGUUCCACAACGGGUGCAUCGCGAAGUGGUUGAGGAGGAAGAGGACUUGUCCCGUCUGCCGUGCUCCGGUCACCGGUGGCCGUCAAAGCUGAAUAAUUAAUCAAGAGGAUUAGCUAAA
Messenger RNA from Cuscuta campestris, 647 nucleotides. Lineage: Eukaryota; Viridiplantae; Streptophyta; Magnoliopsida; Solanales; Convolvulaceae. The record is from the annotation of a GenBank genome assembly.